Molecule: messenger RNA, 4007 nt
Organism: Fonticula alba
Lineage: Eukaryota; Rotosphaerida; Fonticulaceae
Exons: 4
Coding region: 871-3891 (1006 amino acids)
Source: RefSeq, a predicted model, not a curated record
CCCUGCCCGUUUGCCUUCCUGUGCCCGCCGGCCUGCGAUGGCCCCGGAUUUGUGGUAGAGCCCCCUCGCGCCUCCCCCUCCGGCCCUUCCCUGCCGCCUCCCCCACAGCAUGUUCCACAUCGUGCGCGCGGUCUUCGGGUACGACCCGCUGGAGUCCGGCGAUCUGCUGGACCCGGCCGAGUCGACCGAGUUCCUCACCUUGCAGCUGAAUGACCACAUUGUCCUGCUCCGGGCCACCGAUGAGGCCGGGCUCACGGAGCCGGACAUCGACCUGGCCUCGUCGGACUGGUGGCUUGGGGCGAAUUACGAUCAUCCGGAGCGCUUUGGCUGGUUCCCGAAGGCCUUCGUGGAGACGGUCAGCCGGGACACGGCCGAGGUCAUGUCCUUCACCUUCACCGGGGACCAGUCGCUGGCCCGGGAAUGGCCCACCUGCGGGGCCUUCAUCCAGCCCUCGGACCGGGACUCCAUCGAGCUGAUGCUGAUGCGCACGACCUCCAACGAGGAUCUCGACCCGGGCGCCGACCGGCUCGAGGGGGGGACCCUCCUGACGGACGACAGUAGCCCGGACCUCCUGCCGGAGCUGCUGCUCCUGCCGGGGCUGGAGAGCGACGACGACGCCACCACCGACGAUGGCGGCGAGGAGGCUGAGCCGGAGCCGGAGCCGGAGCCGCAACACACGCCCGGCGGCCCGGUCCCGCGGCCGAUCACCACCGCGGCCGGGCCCGAGUCCGCCUCCGUUGCCAUCCCCCCAGGCCGACGGCCAGCGUGGUACUGACGGGCUCGUCGUCGCACCUGGCCGGCGGGGGGCUCUUUGGGCCGCUGGCUGGGCCGCCGGCGGCGGCGCCGGCCGUGGCCCUGGCGGCCAGCCCGAUGGACCUGACGCGCCUGGACCAGGGCUUCUACCGGAUGGCGCAUGCGCUGAUGGCGCACGCGCCGCAGGCCAGCUCGGGCAUGCAUCGGAUGCUGCCCUUCAGCCGGGACGAAGUGAUCCGGGUGAUGGACGCGCCGGCGGAUCUGCCCGGUGGUGCGCCGGCUGGCUAUCUUUUCGGUCAGAACACCGCCGGCCAGUCGGGCUUCUUCCCGCCGCAUCUAGUGCAGUUCUUCCAAACGUCCGACUACCUGGCCGAUCAGAUUGCCCUGGCCCAGCUAGAUCGGUUCAUCGAUCUGAAGCGGCCGCGGCCCGUGCGCAUCGGCGACGAGGUGCUGCCGGCGCCGCCGCCCGGAUGGCGAUACUCCCGGAACCCGGCCGGCCGGCCGUACCUUUACUGCACGGAGACCGGGGCCCGGGCCUGGUCGGUCUUUGAGAUUGCCCGCGGGCAGGGGCUCCUGGAUGCCGGGGGCCCGGCCCUGUCGCCGAGCACCCCCGGCGGGCAUGGUGGCAGCCUGCGCGUGGCGGUGGGGCAGGAGCCCCGGACGCCGGGAUCGGCGUACGCCUCGUCAUCCUUGACGACCGGGUCGGACCAGCGCAAGAAUGUGGCCUUCUUGCGGAGCCUCCGCCGGCGGGACCACCAGUCGCACGAUCGGUAUGUGCCGCUCGGGUCGCCGGAGCUGUCCAUCUCCUUCGGCGAGGGGGGCCUCUUUGGCGGGGAGCGCGGCCUGGCGGACAAUGACCCGACCCUGCGGACGAUGGUCCGGGCCCCGCUGGAAGGGGCGACCGCCGUGGCGCUGGCCAAUGGCUCGGCCACCGGCCCCGGGCAGCCGGGCAUGCGGAUGGGGGGCUCGCCUUCGCGGGCGGCCAUCGGCCUGACGCAAGUGGCCCUGGCCGGUGGGGCCGGCAUCGGGGCUGGCGAUGCGGCGGCUGACGGCCAGUCCAGCGGCUCGCGCCAGCUCAUCGCCCUGACCAAGCUGUCGAUGUAUCUUCCCUCGUCGCCGCUGGAGGGGGCCCCGGGUGCGGGGGAUCUGACGGCCACGGCGUCGCCGGGGCCGGCCUCGGCUCUGCCCCCGCCGCUGACUGGCAUGAGCCACCCGCCGGCAGGUGCGCAGCCGCACCCGCACCCGCACCCGGAGAGCCAUCCGCACCAGCCCUCGGAUGGCAUGCGGCAGCAGCAGCAGCAGCAGCAGCAGUCGCGCUCGCCGCCACCGCCGUCAAUGCCCCUGCCGCACCCGGUGCCGCAUCCUCCACCGGCGUCGGCGCAAGGCCACGGCAUGGCCCCUUCCCACGCGGCACAGCUCCACCACCACCACCUCCACCACCUCCACCACCUCCAUCACCACCACCACCACCACCAGCAGCAGCAGCAGCAGCAGCACAUGUACUCCACGUACCCGGCCCCGCAGCAUCACCCGGGCAUGGCGGACCCCGUGCAGCCCUCGCUGCCGGUGAGGCCCGACACACUGCCGGGCAUGGUGCCUGGCACCUCGGCGCGGUCGCUGCCCCCUCCGAUCAUGGUGCCGAUGGUGCCGGCCGGGGCGGCUGGCGGCUUUUCCGCCCCGACGUCCAUCUCCUCGCUGCCGCCGUUGGAGUCGCCCAGCAGCGUGUACAUGACGCCGCUGAUCAUCCGGUCGCCGCCGGGCAGCGGGACGGCCCUGGAGCGGGCCGCCUCCAACCCCUCCCUGCUGGGUGGGGCCCUGGGCCAUGGCCCGGCGGGCGGCAUGGGCAUGAUGGUGGACCCGGCCCGUGGGCCGAGGGCGGUCGGCUUGCCGCCGCCGCUUGUGGCCGACGUCGCCGCCGGGGUUGUUGGUGGCCGUGGGCCCGGCAGCGUCGGGUCGGUCGGGGACUUGGAUGGCUCGGACUUGGACAUGUCGCUGCCGCCGCCGCUGGUGCUGGCGGAGGACGCCACGGAGGAGCCGCUGUUGCCGCUGGCGCCGCCGCCGAAGCCCGAGCGCCCGAGUGCUCCCGGCACCCCGGGGCCCCGGGGCACCGUGCACAUCAUGGCCGGGGCCGCGUCGCUGCCGCUGCCGCUGCCGCUGGCGCCGGCGCUGGCGCCGCCGGCGCUACUGGAGCCGGCCGGUGCACCGGCGGCCCCGGUGGCCGGGCCUCCUCCCCCGGAGUGCGACCUGGCCGAGACGGCUUCCUGCUCCUCGAGCCCCUCCUCGAGCCCGCUGCCGCCGCCGCUGCUGGAGGUGUCCCCCCUGCCCGGUGUCGGGGAGGAGGGCGACCCGGAGCAGGGCGGCCGGGCUGCCCUGUCGCAUCGCCACUCGGCCCCGCCGUCCCCCUCGCCGGGGGGAGUCUCGGGGGGGCCGGACUCCGGGGUGCUGGUCGACGUCGGCUCCACUGUCUCGGCACGGGCCGACCCGGCGGGCGGGGCUGCGGCUGGGAGUGCGGCGGUGCCGCCGCCGACGGCCGACGAGGCCCCGGCGGUCGAGCCGCUGGCCCCGGCGGCCGCCAGUCGGCCGGACGUCGAGAACAACGAGCACUAUGCCCGCUUGUCCCAGCAGGCACGGCAGAUCACAGUCGCCCUCCGGCGCUUGGACGGGGCCGUUCGGGCCAACCGCGGCUCCGACAGCGACCCGGCGGCCGGCGACGAGCGGCCGGUUCGCCUGUCACCCCGGUCGCAUGCGGAGCUGCGCCUGGUGCUGGAUGCCGGCCGAGCGCUGGUGUCCGAGUCGGCGGCGCGCAUCCUCGUGCAGGCGACCUCCCUGUCGGCGGUGGUGGCCAAGCAGGCGGCGCGGGCGGCGGCGGCCGGGGCCGAGGUCCCCGACGCGCGGGCCCUCUUCCGCGCGGCGGUCAGCAGCCUGGAGCGGUCGAUGGCCGAGCUGGACCGCCUGCUGGCGCCUCUGUGUCAGGCGGAGGAGGAGAUCUUCGGCGAGGAGCCGGAGUCGCUGGCCUCCGGCACGGCGGCCGACCAGCCGGCCAUCACUCGCAACCAGGCGGCCACGGCCAUCGCCACGGUGGUGUCGGCCACGGCCAGCGUCCAGGGUGCCGCGCAUGCGCUGCUCCUGUCAAUUUGAUGGGCACGGCAGGUCUUCCUCUGGGACGGAGCGGCGCGGGGCGGGCCCUCUGGUCCCCUCUUCCCCUCCUUGCUCCCUGUGGUCCAUUUGCUUGCACGCCCCCCCCCCCCCCCCUC